Molecule: messenger RNA, 1372 nt
Organism: Morus notabilis
Lineage: Eukaryota; Viridiplantae; Streptophyta; Magnoliopsida; Rosales; Moraceae
Product: inositol polyphosphate multikinase beta
Exons: 2
Coding region: 138-1046 (302 amino acids)
Biological process (GO): inositol phosphate biosynthetic process
Cellular component (GO): cytoplasm; nucleus
Molecular function (GO): inositol tetrakisphosphate kinase activity; inositol-1,4,5-trisphosphate 3-kinase activity
Source: RefSeq, a predicted model, not a curated record
GACUUGGAUUUGCUUGUUUCGAAAUCAACCAGUUUAGGAAUUUUGAUAAUUUGAAGGAAGAACGUGAAAUUUUCAAAUUGGUUAUAUUGAAGAACAUAUAAGUUGACUUUGUUGUGAUAGUCCUUGUUCUCUAGACCAUGUUCAAGGUUCCUGAUCAUCAGGUUGCUGGCCACCGAGCCUCUCAAGGAGUGCUUGGUCCUCUCAUAGACGAUUCAGGGCGCUUCUAUAAGCCUCUUCAAAGUGAUGAACGGGGGUCAAACGAGGUGGUAUUCUAUACUCAGUUCUCUUCCAAUAAAGAAAUUCCAAAUCACAUACGUAAAUUUUUUUCAGUCUAUUAUGACACUCAACUUAUAGAGGCAUCAGAUGGAUCGGGUCUCCUCCCCCAUCUUGUGUUGGAAGAUAUCACAUCAACUCGUACCAAUCCGUCUAUAAUGGACGUUAAAAUUGGUUCUAGAACAUGGUACCCCCAAGCUUCUGAAGAUUAUAUCACGAAGUGUCUUAUGAAAGACAGACAAACAACAAGCUUGCCAUUGGGGUUUAGAAUAUCUGGACUCCAGAUUUAUGGGAGUGAACAAUCCGGGUAUUGGAAGCCUGACAAGAAGCGUGUUCUGGGGUUUACUGCAGAGGAUGUUAGGGUAGUUCUCAGGAAGUUUGUUUCUUCUAAUUCAUCCGAUGAUUUUGGUACGGAACCAGAUUGUGCUUUUGCAGCUGCCGUUUAUGGUGGUUCUACUGGGAUCUUGGCACAAUUGUUGAAGCUUAAAGCGUGGUUUGAAGAUCAAACCAUAUACCAUUUCUAUUCUUGUUCGGUCUUAAUGGUAUAUGAAAAGGAGCCAAUUCUAAAUGGGAAAAGUCCAUCUGCUGCAGUUAAAUUGGUUGACUUUGCGCAUGUUUUGGAUGGCCAAGGUGUUAUUGAUCAUAACUUCUUGGGUGGGCUCUGCUCUUUGAUAAAGUUUAUUUCCGAGAUUUUGAAGGAUCAACCUCAUGAUUUAACCAAGGACAAUUCUGGGUCAGAGAUUGCUUGUGCAAAUGACUGCAACAAAAUAUAACCACUUGAGUGUUCGGAUCUAACCACUCGAGUAUUCUGGUAUCUAACUUCUGUUUAGAGUUGAAACUUCACGAGGUUAAUUCUCAGAAUUUGAGAGGCUGCUUUAAGGCAUUUCAUUUUCAUACUAGGCGAAUUGGUGACCACCUGUUGGCAUAAAUGAUAUAAUUCUUACAUUGUUUCUCAAUUGUUAAGAUCUAAAAAUUGAUGUUAUUGCAAGAAUAAUGAUGCAUUUAGAACGUGUUGUCAGGCCCGUAAACUGUUCAUCUUUUGUUAAGAAAAGAUGCAAAGAAGUUGAGCCAUUUCCGAUAUCGGCCGAUUUUUGCUUUA